This is a messenger RNA of Yamadazyma tenuis ATCC 10573, 954 nucleotides long. RefSeq names its product Ardp (gene ARD). Gene Ontology annotation, molecular function: oxidoreductase activity, acting on NAD(P)H, oxygen as acceptor. Lineage: Eukaryota; Fungi; Ascomycota; Pichiomycetes; Serinales; Debaryomycetaceae. The record is from RefSeq and is a predicted model, not a curated record. Gene Ontology annotation, cellular component: intracellular anatomical structure.
ACAGUACAUUUUAACAGAUACAAAAAAAAAACCUUAGCAUUAAACAAUGGACUUUUCUUACAACAACGUGGUCCCUAGCUUCAGAUUGGAUGGGAGAGUUGCUAUUAUCACUGGAGGUUCAGGCGGGUUGGCAUCCGUGAUCUCUAGAGCCUUAUUGGCUCAAGGAGCUGAAAUCGCCUUAAUUGACAUGAACUUGGAAAGAACCACACAGGCCGCCAAGGACGUGGUCCAAUGGGGAGAAGAAGAGUUGAAAGGCGCCAGUUUCCCUAUCGGACAGGUUACCGCUUGGUCUUGUAACAUUGGAGACUAUCCCAGUGUGGAAGAAACAUUUGCAGCUAUCAACGAAAAGCACGGCAAAAUCGCAGACUUGUUGAUCAACACCGCCGGAUACUGUGAAAACUUCCCUGCAGAAGAGUACCCAGCUCAAAAUGCCGAAGGAAUCAUGAAGGUCAAUGGCUUGGGAGCAUUUUACGUGUCACAAGCGUUCGCCAAACCUUUGAUCCAAAACAACUUGGGAGGAUCGGUUAUUUUGAUUGGGUCCAUGAGUGGAACCAUCGUCAAUGACCCUCAACCCCAGUGUAUGUAUAACAUGUCCAAGGCGGGUGUGAUCCACUUGGCUAGAUCCUUGGCUUGUGAAUGGGCCAAAUACAAUAUUAGAGUCAACACCUUGAGUCCUGGGUACAUUUUGACGCCAUUGACCAGAAACGUCAUUAGCGGCCACACCGAGAUGAAGGAAGCAUGGGAGAGUAAGAUCCCCAUGAAGAGAAUGGCAGAGCCAAAAGAGUUCGUGGGAAGUAUUUUGUACUUGGCCAGUGAUUCUGCCAGCAGCUACACCACCGGUCACAACUUGGUUGCUGAUGGUGGAUACGAGUGCUGGUAAACAGAAAAAUUGGCAUUAGCCAAAACAGUGUUAUAGUAUACAUUGAUAAUGAUAAUAAAUAAUGAAAUCAGCGU